This is a messenger RNA of Gongylonema pulchrum, 204 nucleotides long. The record is from the annotation of a GenBank genome assembly. NCBI's taxonomy places the organism in Eukaryota, Metazoa, Nematoda, Chromadorea, Rhabditida, Gongylonematidae.
AUCGAUUGCCCUCAUGUUCUCCAAGCAGCUCGAUGUGCUGAACUCCGUUUUGCAGAUGGUCUUGAAGCACUCGGAUGCCACGGCCUUGUUAACUGUUCCGACGGGCUCAUCGGGUAACAAGUUGAAGAGUCCUCUGUUCUUUUACUACCACAAAUUCUUAGAAGAAAAACCUGAAAGUGUUACCAGUGUUGUGAUUGAUUAGUU